Molecule: messenger RNA, 1488 nt
Organism: Cylicocyclus nassatus
Lineage: Eukaryota; Metazoa; Nematoda; Chromadorea; Rhabditida; Strongylidae
Source: the annotation of a GenBank genome assembly
AUGGCCGACGUUGUUUAUUAUUUUGAGGCGAAAGAAGCAUUCGAAAUUGUCCGAUCAGUAUUUCUUACUCCUUUGAUGGACGAGCCAAGUACAUCGAGCUUUGCAUCAUUGGACAGUUGUUGUGAGGAUCUUGCAUAUCAAGGCACUUCCACUCGCUUUGCUUCAUUGCUAUCCCUUCCAUGUCGAUUCAAGGAGCAGAAGCCGGAUUCGGAUCAAGCCGAUUCUAUCUUGAAAUCAAUACCAGAAGGACUGCUGGAGGAGUUACUUUUGGCCGAUGAUGAGCAACUAUCUGAGUUUCGACAUCUUGCCAUUGAUGUCCUCGAGACGUUGUUGCCAUCAUGUAAUGCAACCACCCUCGAGGAGUUUUCUCAGCUCAUCCCCGCUCUUGUUCAUCGACUCAAAAUUGCGAAUAACGAUAUCGACGAACUGAACAGUAUUUCGAAAUGUAUAAUCUCGUUGUGCUUUGAUGGUGACUCUGCCAGCACAGAAUUUGUGCAAGAGACGGCUGAUGUAUUGAGUUCUUAUUGUGUAAGAAAUCCCAAGAAAUUUCCGUUUGACGAUCUCCUACAGCGACUGACUGAAUGUAUGCUGACUUUGCAGCACCACGGUGAAAAUUACGAGCUCGUGUCUAAGAGUUAUUCAUGGCCGAAAGAUAUCCGAACCUUGGUCAAAGCUUUUCUGAAAACGAGGACAGAAAUGCUCACAGACAACAUGAGAAUACAGGUGUUUAAGCUGGCAAAAGAAGUUUUAGAGACACUUGGAACGGACUGGUUUGCUCCGGACGUUAGUCUACUCGUGUUGCUUGUCCACCUCGUUGUUGUGCAGAUGCGAAUGUGUUUGGACAAGCCGGAGACUAUCAGUACAGAAAGCUUGGCUGUUUGCUACUUCAUAUUGGAGUCAGCUAUACGAUGUGCCGAAGAAUCCUCCUUUGUCGAAGAUGUUGCUGCUACACAAAUAGCCAAUUCAAUACAUGAAGCGGCAUUGUAUUCCAUACAGUAUUUGGUUGAGGCUAAGGAGCAAAAGGAGGAGUUAUCUGCUGAUGUGGAAAACGUCAUCUACAGAUUUGUUUGCUGUAUUCUUGCCAUUGGCGGUGCGCAGAUGCUACCGGAAUCGUUGAUGGAGAAGUGCUCAUCACAUAUGCUGGAAAUCUUUGAGAGAUCGGUCACUGAGAAAGAUUUCAAGAAAGCACGUUUGUUGUUACCUGUCCUCGAUACCUUGCCGCAGCUGCCAGACAAUCUAGUAACUUUGUUAGUGGACUUAGUAGUUUCACAAUAUCCUGGGGAUGAAUGGCGAGAAACUGCCGAAGAUGUAUGUGAUUCUCUGGAGUCCUUGUGCUCGAGAGUUGAUUAUUAUAGCAAAGAAACACUUAGGGAUGCUGUUUGUAAGAUCAAGAAUGUUUUACCCAAGUGCAGAUGGCUUUUGCUCCUAAAGUGUGCAUCGCGGAUCGCAUGCAUAGUACAGUGUGAGGUAGAAUCCGGCUGUGAAUAG